Messenger RNA from Colletes gigas, 3460 nucleotides. RefSeq names its product protein EFR3 homolog cmp44E (gene stmA). The record is from RefSeq and is a predicted model, not a curated record. Bases 192 to 2666 code for a protein of 824 amino acids. Gene Ontology annotation, biological process: protein localization to plasma membrane. Gene Ontology annotation, cellular component: plasma membrane. NCBI's taxonomy places the organism in Eukaryota, Metazoa, Arthropoda, Insecta, Hymenoptera, Colletidae. The transcript is spliced from 16 exons.
CGGGCGUCGCGACGCCGAGCGUCGGACGUCGCCGUCGGUAUUACCCGCUCGAUCUUUCGGGGCUGGUCUACGCGUUCGUCGCGUUUUUACGUAAGAAGCCUGGACUCCGCGGAAACGGGGAUGUGAAACGAUCGGAAAAGUUUUAAGUUCUCGGUUUAAAUCACCCAUGGGACACAUCGCCGGCUGGAAAGAUGGCCAUGAUCAGGUGCUGUUUCGAAACGGAAGUGCCGGACGUCUUCGAGUCCCUCGCGAGCAAGUGCACUGACCCUGGCUGCUGUUGUUGGUGCUGUUCAGCUUUACGUCCACGGUACAAGAGGCUCGUCGACAAUAUUUUUCCGGUCAACCCACAAGAUGGCUUGGUCAAAAACAAUAUGGAGAAGUUGACCUUUUAUUCGUUAAGCAGCCCUGAAAAAUUAGAUAGAAUCGGAGAAUAUUUAUUUCAAAGGGCUUCCAGGGAUAUUUACAGGAGAAGAAAUGGAUUCGUGGUAAUCGCUAUGGAAGCGAUGGAUCAGCUUUUACUAGCAUGCCACGCCCAAACAUUGAAUUUAUUUGUCGAAAGCUUUUUAAAAAUGAUACAAAAAUUAUUGGAAUCCACUGAUCCUCAGCUACAAAUAUUGGCAACGCAAUCUUUUGUCCGAUUUGCCAACAUCGAGCAAGAUACGCCGUCUUAUCACACACGUUACGAUUUCUUUGUAUCAAAGUACUCUGCAAUGUGCCACUCCAAUAACGAUGACCCUGCGAUCCGCAAGCAAAUCCGACUUGCUGGAAUUCAGGGCUUACAGGGGGUCGUAAGAAAAACACUUUCGGAUGAUUUAGUGGAAAACAUUUGGGAACCUGUUCAUAUGGAUAAGAUCGUUCCAUCAUUGCUAUAUAAUAUGCAAAAUUCGAGAUAUUCGAGUAAAGAAGAUGCAACACCGGACAGCCCGACCGAAGAGCGGACUGAUCCACCACAAUUUGCGGAAACUUGUAUGCGAGAACUUGUUGGGCGUGCAUCGUUCGGACAUAUCCGAUGUGUUAUUAGACCAGUUUUAAGGCACUUAGACAAUCAUCAAUUAUGGGUUCCUAAUUAUUUUGCUAUUCAUACAUUUAGGAUAAUUAUGUUUUCCAUUCAGUCACAAUAUUCUUAUACAGUUGUGGAAGCAUUAAUGACGCAUCUCGAUGAUCAUUCGAAAUCGUCCGCAAAAAUUCGAACUAGUAUUGCGGAUACCUUAUCAAAAAUUAUUUCAAUUGCAGCUGGUGAAAGUGUUGGUCCAUCCGUUCUGGAAAUAAUAAAUUCUCUACUGUCUCACCUCCGAGUUAGCGUAACAAGAAACCAACCAUCUAGUAGCGACGAACAGUUGUAUCAAGAAGCGCUUAUUAAUGCUCUUGGGGAAUUUGCAAACCAUCUUCCAGAUUACCAGAAAAUAGAAAUUAUGAUGUUUAUCAUGAGUAAGGUUCCAUACAGUCAACCGGAUCGUAUAGUCUCGGUUGGAAAAGGAGAUGUGUUACUUCAAAGUAUUCUUUUAAAAUCUCUUUUAAAGGUCGGCACAAAAUAUCAAACUAUACAUUUAAAUACAACAUUCCCGCCAAGUUUCUUGGAACCAUUAUUAAGGAUGUCGCUGGCAGCAGACGCUGAGAUGCGACUUUUAGUACAAAAGAUCUUCCAUACCUUAAUUGACAGACAUCAAAAUAUUAGGAAACUUGCAAAACCUACAGUAAACGUGGCGCCACUUGAUCUUACUAUUGAAAAAGCAUCCAGACCAGAUGUGAUCUUUAUUCGGAAACAUGGCUCUGAAAUCUAUUUGGCGCUUUAUGAGUCGUUGGAAUUGGCAAGUAACACGGUAGAAAAUGUGGAAUCUAUAUACACAACGUUGGCACUACUUGCUGUAGAAUUGGCUUCCGAGGAAACGAUAUUAGAGCUACUAAGAUUAGUGCUGAGUCUUCAAGAUUUGGCUCUAACAAGUGGUCAAAUUAGCGUUUCGCUAAAAUUCAACUUGCACACAAUUGUCAUCAGUUUGCUAGUAUUGAUAUCUUACGUUUGUAACAUUACGUCGCUCAUGGAUUAUGCAAACAAAAUUGUAGAAAUACGGCGGAAAGAGGCACCACAUCUGUUACCUGAUUUGCAAUCUCAGUAUGAUCCCGGUUUAUCUUCUAGAUUAGCUCCAGUUCUUUUAGUUGAUCAAGCUGUUCUGAGCGAAUGUUUGAAAGGAGCUGGUCUGGACAGUGGGAAGCUGCAACAGGGAUCUGGUUAUAGCAGUACUUCGUUACAACAUCGACAUUCGUGGGUCGAUAGUGCCGGUCGAAAUUCAUUAGCAGAUAUUAAUUCUGGUGCUACGGAAUUGGACAGUGGUGGCUCAUCUCCUGGCGUACAGAAGAAAUUGCUAGGAGAGGAGUUAACAUUCGAAAGUAUGAAACGAAUUCUAACAGAAAAUAAUAGUAAUCACGCGGUGGAAGGAGAAAAGCGAUUACAAUUGUCGCACUUCUUUAGAAACGCACCAUUCCAAGAUUUGGUGUCAAAAACACAACCGAAGCAUGACGUUCUUCAAAGUAAAUUAUCAGAAAUAUUUAAUACGUUGGCCGUCGAUCCACGUAAUACAACUCAACCAGGCGGACCGCCAACAGAUGCCAAACCUAAUCAAGCACCACCAGCUUACGAAAUACACUUUCCCGAGUUGUUUGUUUAUUAAAAUAACAUAUUUUUGUAACAGUGUUAAUCCUUUCGCUGCUAAAUGUGCACAAGUGACGCUCAAAUUGCAAAGAACGUAUAAAUAUAGCGAUGAAUUGUAUUUAAUUCGCUAUUUUAUCUUUAUAUUUAAUUGAUAAAAUGUUGUUAUCGACAAUACAUACGAGGUAACAUUACGUAGUAUUGUUUUCUGUGUACAGUGAGAGUAAACGCUUUUAGAAUUAGGUAAGCACACGCAGCAGCGAAAGAACUAAUAAGUUUUAUGUUAUGUUAGACAAAUGUCAAUUAUAAUUGCGUUAAUUUAUUUAUAUAUUUCUCAUGAAGAUAUGUAAAGAAAAAUGUUUUUAUAUAUAGUGCAUUUUUAUGGCUCGAAUAAUGGAUCGUAAUAUUUAUUUAUAUUAUGUACGUUCGGUUAUACAUAUGUAUAUAGGUAUACGUAUGCGUUUUUAAUUUAUGUAAAAAUUGUUAUCGCUUACUUCCAGUAAUAGGUAAUUAGUAUUACUUUCAUUUUGAUAAAACUUGUUGCAUAUUGUAUUUGUAAAAAUGCUUUAAAUAAGUCAGAGAAUACAAUGAAUAAUUCGUGACAUCAUGUAAACUAGUGGUGUGCAAUUUGUGUCGCAAUACGAUCUAUAAUAUCUAACACUGAUAUAGUUUAAUGUUGGUGUCAUGCUACUGAUAAGCCAAAUAACAUAUUUCUAAAUUGGUUUUAUCGUUUGCACACCACUGGUAUGAAUUGUAUAAAAAUGUAUCGAUAUUAUAGGUAGGAAUAACUUAUAAAUGAGAAAAUAUUCGCAUUAU